AUCGUUUUGUUUGUUACCAUCAUCACUUCAUCAGCAUCAUCAUUAGCGUCAUCAACCUCACAUUCCCGUGACAGCAACACCCUCAAAUCAUUUAAUCAUCAUCAGUCUUCAUAAGUCUAAGUUGUUCUUGAAGAUGGCUCUGUAAACUCUCCUCUGUGUCCCAUGAUAGUGUUUGUAUUCAGUCUGGCAUGCGUGGGCGCCUCUGUCACUCGUGGCCUUGACUUGGAUUUGAAAAAAAAGUGUGUGGGAGUUAUGUUCUUUUACGUAAUAUUGCGUCCCGUGCCUCGCCUCACGUGCAUAUACUUAAGACUUAACUUCCCCUUAACGCCAUCGCUCUUGUAACGCUUUCAACGCCUUCUCUCCAGUAGCUGCUGUCGUCUUCUGCCAUGACAGACCUUGUUUGGAGGUCGACGAUGAAAACGAUGCGUGCGUGGAACAUUUGAUAUGAUAUCCCAUGCGAUAGGCGACCAAGUGUUCUCUCUCUCUCUCUCUCUCUCUCUCUCUCUCUCUCUCUCUCUCUCUCUUCUUCUUCUUCUUCUUCUUCAAGAACGUUUUCGUGUGAGGUAUUUAGGUAGCAAAAAAGAUGUGAGGACCCUGUCACACUACGACAAUCAUGUUGGACAACAUAAGAGGUGCGUGCUAAUUUUCGUUGCACUUCGAACAUUUUACCUUCUCCCAGCGAGUAUACAGCGAGCCCAUAGCAUGUUGGCAGGGAGUUUCCAGCGUGUUACUGCGUACUGCUUCGAGUUCAUUGAUUUCCAAACGUUUUUUCGACAUGUGAAAUGCGUACGCAUUGCGAGCUCUGCGUGCUAAUAACGCGCUGUGCGUGUAAAACAGCGAAUUUAUUUUGCGUGCUUCCUAGGGGUCUAGACGUGUGUAUUGCGUGCUCAUUUCGCACAACGUGUAAUUUGCGAGUUGGGCGUGGGUAGUACGUGUACUUACGCGUGCAGAGCGAGCUAUAAAAGACUGAUUCGCAUUGCUGCGUUUAACACUUUCUUCUCGGUUCUCGACGAGUUCACAAGUAUCCACAAUGCCAAAGAUGAAGUCAAAGGCACUCAAUACUGGGCAUCGACAUGUCCGAGCACCAUCACCACCGGCUCCACUAUCUCCCGAUACACAUGUGCUCUCAAGUCAUAAUGAUGGUGCUGCUUCAAUGAUAUCUGUACGUUCUACUGUUCAUGAAGUUGUUGCUACUACUGGUUCUGCUCCUGAAGCAUCAAGAAAGAGCAAGAAACAGAAGACUACCUUUGGCAUGGACGCAGAUAAAGAAGAGGUUCUGGCGGUGUUCAUCAGAGAAAACCCGAUACUGUGGAACAUCAAGCGGAGUGAUUACAGGCGGAGAGACAAGAAGAGCAAGUUGUGGCAGGACCAGGCUGACAUCAUGGGCAUCCCAUCUGAGCAUCUUAAAGGAUGGUUCCGCUCCGUGAGAGACCAACACACGAGACUUCAUAAGAAAAGUGGGGAUGACCUGCCAAGCCUUACCGAACGGGAGAAGUGGAUCAUCAAGACGUUCGCGUUCCUGAGGGCUGUCACCCGCCAUGUCCGUGAUCCAGUUCGAAGGUUGAGGACAAUUGAUGUUGCGGAAAAAGGGAGGGCAGAGGUUGCGCAAGUUGAGGUGGCAGCGGAGUUGGCAGGAGCAGCUCCAGUACAAUCUUCAGUUCCCUCUACAUAUACAACAUCUGGGUCUGAUGACAACAGUCUCCUAAACUCUCUACAAACCAGAUUGGAUUCCUCUCACGAGCUAGUGAAAGCAGCCCUCAAACCUGCUACGGAAGAGGAAGCAUUCGCCAACUACGUAAGGGACACGCUGAUAGCCAUGCCUCAUCACAAGUUUAUCAAAGCCCAGAAGCAGAUUGCGAUGAUCCUCUUCCAGUACAUGGGUGACAACGAAGAGGAUUGACGUGCCAGCCGCACUGGGAUGAGAUCAUGGUCAUGCAAAAUUACAGCUAUGACUUGUUGACGUAGUGAAUAGGCCAUAUGGAUUAUGGAGCUCCGUAUACAGUGGAGUCUCUUUGUGCAAUGGUCUUCUGGAAAUUGUCAUUUUAUAUAUACUGCAUUCUUCCAGCACAUUGGAGCUCGUAGGGCUUGGUAUGGGAGCGCAGAGAACGUUAUGUGCCCGCUAUGGACUCGCUAUUUCACUAUGCACGUCGGGCACGCUGGGACUAGCACAAAGCAUGCAUGCAGUGUACACGCCGAACACUCGCUGAAGACACGCUAUAUACCCGCCAAAAGUACAUUUCUUGAAUGCAACAAUGAAAUUCGACGAGCAAGAGCCAAGCAAUGGCCGAGCACAUAUCGUGAUCGAGGCGUGAGCAGCUUGUUUUCCAGCGAGCGUCUAGUUAGUGAGGACCGUUUGAGGAACAAGUCGUUAACAAGCGGAGCACGUCGACAAAUUUUGAGCCUAAUUAAACUUUUUCUACUUUCCUCCAAGUGAAUUGCGUCUACCGACAAGCUGCGGAGUGUUAUGACGUGCAAAGAACGAGUGAGAAACUAGUGCAUUACCGUGUAUGGACGAGUUCCUCUGCGUGCCAAUGCGUAUAACUCACGCAUCGGAAAGAGCGCCGUAGUGUGACAAGACUAUAACGUAGAAUAGACCAAGAUCUGCAGUGUUAGGUUAAUGCACUCAUGGAAAAGAGAAAACCCAUAUAACUGCAUGACAAGUGUAAUGCGUAAGAAUAAAUCUAACGUAUAGUAAAAGAGUCAGUACGUGUGUAAACUAAGUAGCCUAUUACUUGUUUAUGUAUUAUAGAGACGAUUGGAGCCGUAUGCAGGUGGUAAAGAUAGAGAAGGAAUAACUGAUCGGCUACUUCUCUCACUGUCUCUUCCUUCACCCGACACUUGGACCUUGCCUCGCCUCGCCUCGCCCAGCCUCCUUCACUCACCAGUCUUCACAAACUCACUCGUUUAUUCCCGAGUGACACAACUACGAUUGGCUGCAGCAGAUAGCAAGACUCCUCUUUGAACUUUGGUGCGCCUUGACCACCAUUCACUCACUCAGCAAGACUCCCCAUGCAUCAAGACAAGUGACACACUAUUUAUUGUCUUUCUACUGAACGAAGGUGAGCAGGGACGUUGGUUGAGGUCGUCCCCUGCUCAAAACUGUGCCAAAUCCGUUCCAACACAUAUAACUCGGUCUCAAUCGUCAACUGUUUAUUAUGAUUUUUAAUGCAUUUUAUCUACCAUGAAAUACUUUCUUAGAUUCAAAUAAGAUUUCAUAGUGUUAUAAAUGUACUUAACUUUCUAAUAAGAGUAAUUAGUAUACAUAAAUAACACGACAUGUGGUCAAAGGUGACAAGAUCAUUCAUUCCUAACUUGGCUGCCCGCUAAGAUUGAAGAAACCCUCACAAUUCAUGCUUCACUGCCUCACAGACCAGAGAAAGCAUGUAUAUACAACGUAUAUAAUUAUUUUUUUGAAAAAAAAAAUGCAAACAGAGGACCUAUAAUAGAUCCAAAUAAACCACUGUGUUGGGUAGUAUAGUUCGGCUAAGCCUAAAAGAAACACGUGAAUAUAUAGCUAAUCCUUUAAUUGACCUGGCAAAUCUUGACAACGCUGUUUGUAAGCAGGGGAUUCACCUUAGUGACUUACCCAAUACGCCUUCGUCCAGUAGAAAGACAACGUGUGCCCGACAAGAUAGACGCAGG
Molecule: messenger RNA, 3642 nt
Organism: Portunus trituberculatus (swimming crab)
Lineage: Eukaryota; Metazoa; Arthropoda; Malacostraca; Decapoda; Portunidae
Exons: 2
Coding region: 1031-1900 (289 amino acids)
Source: RefSeq, a predicted model, not a curated record